This is a messenger RNA of Dracunculus medinensis (Guinea worm), 1404 nucleotides long. Lineage: Eukaryota; Metazoa; Nematoda; Chromadorea; Rhabditida; Dracunculidae. The record is from the annotation of a GenBank genome assembly.
AUGGGCCUUUUAACAUUCGUUUCGAUUCGUUCAUUAUCAGCGACCUCUUCAAACCUAUUUCGUGUAGUCGCUCGUGGCGUCGAAAGCCAAGAAUGUGCGUACCCGAUCGCCGGCAAAAAAACCGUCACAACUGAUAUUGAAAACGCAUUCGGAGGAAUAAAAUCUGGUGACCACAUAUUCGUGCAUGGCAUCGCAGCAACACCGACACCCCUUUUGGAAGUGUUCUGUGAAUACGUUAAGAGCAACGACUUGAAAAAGAUUACACUUCAUCAUCUGCACUUGGAGGGCCCCGUGCCGUGGACUGCUGCUGAUAUAAAGGACCGAAUACGAUCGAAUUCCCUCUUCACCGGCGGAAAUCUUCGGAAAGCAGUCAAUGAUGGUACGGCAGAUUUCAAUUCAACAUUUCUUCAUGAAGUGCCGUUACUUUUCCGUUCAGGUGCAAUCAAGCUCGAUGCAGCUUUCAUCCAGGUCUCAGAGCCAGACGUUUUUGGAUAUUGUAGUCUCGGAACGAGUGUGGAUGCUACUCGCGCAGCUGUGACUCAGGCUAAUCAUAUUAUUGCUAUGAUCAAUAGGAAUAUGCCUCGUACGUUUGGUGACUCAGUUAUCCAUGAAUCUCAUAUAGACGUUGCCAUUGAAUGUCAUGAUCACAAACUUCAUGAACGUCCCACUUCUGGUCAACCAUCUACCGAAGAAAAGAAGAUUGGCGAGCUCAUUGCUAAAAAUUUGGUAGAUAACGGUGCUACGCUUCAAAUGGGAAUUGGUGCAAUACCAGAUGCUGCAUUAGCUGCCUUAACUCAUCAUAAGGAUUUGGGUAUUCACACGGAAAUGUUUUCCGAUGGUGUGCUUGAUUUAAUUAAAUGCAAUGCUAUCACUAAUUCCAAGAAGACAUUUGAUAAUAACAUUUUAUAUAUUUUUAUAUUUUUUUUGCCACCCAUAUUUUGUAUCGUUUUCUUUGGUGAUGUGGCAUGGGUCAACGAUCCGGCUGUUAUUCGCGAAAUGCCAAAGAUGACUGCUAUUAAUUCCGCUGUAGAGAUUGAUCUCACUGGACAAGUUGUUAGUGAUUCUGUGGGUUCUCGAUUUAUUUCUGGAUUCGGUGGACAAGUCGAUUUCAUUCGUGGAUCAGCAAUUGGUGACGAUGGUCUUGGCAAGCCAAUUAUCGCUUUACCAUCAGUUACCAAAAAGGGUCAAUCGAAAAUUGUACCUUUCAUAAAUGAGGGUGGUGGAGUUGUAACUUCUCGUGCACAUGUUCAUUAUGUUGUUACGGAAAAUGGUAUCGCACAGUUGUGGGGUAAGAAUAUGCGACAACGAGCUUAUGAACUUAUCAAAAUCGCCAACCCUAGCACCCAAGCUUUUCUUGAAAAAGCAGCUUUCAAUCGUCUGAAGGUUAUGCCAUCACCAGAUUAG